CCCUGUCGUCCAGUGUUAUUGUUUUCCGCUGCGGAAGAAAUACAUAAUAUUUGAGAAACCUGCUUAAUAGAAGUCCACAAGGGCGAUAAUGAGUGAAUAUACACACGUCAAAUCCACCAAACUUGUCCUCAAAGGCUUAAAGGAUAAGACAAAGAGAAAGAAGCACAAAGAUAAGAAGAGGAAGAAGGAUGAUGCAGAAGAAAAGCUUGACAUUGUCGGCGGGUGGUGGGCAGUCAGUAAUUUUGGAGAAAUCACAGGAACAGUUGCCAUAGAGAUGCACGGCAGUUCCUACGUGCAUGCGCUGGACACGGGGCUCUUCACCGUGGGUGCGCCUCACAAAGAUGACGAAGGGCCCGACCCUCCAGAGCAGUUCACCGCCAUCAAGCUGUCCGACUCCAGGAUAGCCCUGAAGUCGGGCUACGGGAAAUACCUGGGGGUGAACUCGGAAGGCGUGGUGGUGGGCCGCUCGGACGCCAUUGGCUCCCGGGAACAGUGGGAGCCCGUGUUCCAGGACGGUAAAAUGGCCCUGCUGGCAGCCAACAGCUGUUUCAUCUCCUACAGCGACAGCGGGGACAUUGCCGCCAAGAGCAAAACAGCGGGGGACGAGGAGAUGGUGAAGAUCCGGACCUGCGCGGAGAGGGAAGCCAAGAAGACCGACGACAUUGCUGACGAGGACCGCGGGAACGUGAAGACCUGCGAGCUAAACUAUGUAAAAAAGUUCCAGAGCUUCCAGGACCGUAAGCUGAGAGUGAAUGAAGAUGACAGCUCAGUGUUGAAGAAGGCCAGGGUGGAGGGCAAGUUCCACGAAGCUCUGCUGGAUCGGAGAGCUAAGAUGAAAGCUGACAGAUACUGCAAGUGAGGAAAGUCUUGUAAGGGAAGACUUUGAAGUCCUGAAGCAUUUGAUAAUUUCAAACAGUACCGUGUCUAAAGUGUGCUUUUUUAUUAUUACUCUUAUUAAAAGUACAAUAUGAAGUUUUAGAA
Molecule: messenger RNA, 981 nt
Organism: Megalops cyprinoides (Indo-Pacific tarpon)
Lineage: Eukaryota; Metazoa; Chordata; Actinopteri; Elopiformes; Megalopidae
Gene: frg1
Product: FSHD region gene 1
Exons: 9
Coding region: 89-859 (256 amino acids)
Cellular component (GO): striated muscle dense body; nucleolus; catalytic step 2 spliceosome
Molecular function (GO): actin filament binding
Source: RefSeq, a predicted model, not a curated record